Trichoderma citrinoviride is the source of this 1008-nucleotide messenger RNA. RefSeq names its product SAS complex, SAS5 subunit/transcription initiation factor IID, subunit 14. The record is from RefSeq and is a predicted model, not a curated record. Gene Ontology annotation, biological process: regulation of DNA-templated transcription. NCBI's taxonomy places the organism in Eukaryota, Fungi, Ascomycota, Sordariomycetes, Hypocreales, Hypocreaceae. The transcript is spliced from 7 exons. The coding region runs from base 94 to 771 and encodes 225 amino acids.
UUUUUUGCCACCAUCUCCGUCCUGUAUUAGAGGGACCUCUUUUUACUUUUCCAAUCUUUUUGAGGGAGACAGGGAACGACGGAUUGAAGCAUCAUGUUGGUCGAGAGGAAAAUCAAGGUGGUGACGGAGCAGCACGUCAUCGACAAGCCUUCUCCCGUGGCCGAGUUUCCCAUGCGGCAAUGGAGCUUGCGGCUUCACCUGCUGGAUGAGGAGGGCAAUGAGCGGCCUGCCGAUGUCUUCACCAAGGUCGUCUACCACCUGCAUCCCACAUUCGAGAAUCCCGUCCAGACCUUCACAAAGCCUCCCUUUGUCUGCUCCAACGAGGGCUGGGGUGAGUUUGAGAUCGGCAUCGACCUCUACACCACGGAAAAGACCAAGCUGGCCCCCAUCAUCCACGACCUGAACUUCGCCCAGGAAAGGUACGAGGUCACGCACACCGUGGUCUUCAAGAACCCUUCUCAGGCACUCCAGGAGCGGCUGCGCGAGUCGGGCCCGCUGCCUUCUGACGAGGACCGGCCCAAGAAGAAGGGCAUCGCCGGCAAGAAGAGCGCCCAAAAGUACGACUACGAGAAGAUUGCCGACGCUCUUGAGAAGCUUGAGGAGGAGGAUCUGCUGCGCGUCAUCCAGCUGAUCAACGAGAACAAGACGCCGGAGACGUAUAUCCGAAGCGACGUCGAAGCUGGCGAAUUCUCCAUCGAUCUGUACACCAUGCCGGAUACCCUGACGACCAAGCUUUGGGAUCACCUGUUGAAGAAGGGUCUUGUCGCCUAGAUGGUGCGCCUCUGAGUGCCUCCCACGACCAUGAAUGCAGGCGGCCGCCGUCGAGAUGAGAGUAGCAAUGUCUUUGAUUUCCUUUGUUUGUCACGGCAGGGAGCAUUAUGAGAAUACGCACAAAGGGCCGAUCGAUACGACGGAAGUAAUUGGUUAUAUGUACGCAGAGGGUACGGCUUAAACGACGACCGCGAAAUCGGUCACGUCUUUUUUACCGUCGAAUCUACUCGACACUCU